AUGCGUCCGUGUGUCUUCCGCUGUAUAUCGCACCUACCCCCGAACGGUGCCGUGAAUCCGCGCGGGGACCCUCGCGAUGAACCCACCUUUGGGGUGUUUAGUGGGCAACACAUCAAGGAGUUUCCCGUUCGCGCCGCGAUCGAUAUCGGAACUGGUGGGGUGAUUUCGCUCUGCGUGGCUCGCGUGGAUGCCGCGCGGGCCGCUGUGCGGGAUGUAAUGUAUCAAACGCAGCUCCCACUCUGCCUGGAGUCGGAAGGGGGUUGGGAGGCGGCCUCCUCGGGCGGGCUGCCGACGAGGCCGUUCACCCUGAGCAGUCGGACGUGUGUGGAUAUUCAAAAUAAAAUGACAACGCUGAGUGGUGCGAUGCGGCGGGAUGUGUAUGACGGCCUUAGCGAACGCGCGGCGGUUUUAUCGUGGCCGAUUUGCCUCGCUGAAAAUGCGGAGCAGCUGGCGGCGGACCUGACGCGGGAAUUUAAAAUCGACGUCCGCGUGCUUGGUAAGACGUUUCAUGUCGAAUGGCCGUUUGGAAGCCAAGGGAAGGCGAGAAUGGGAGCCGGGAACGAGGACGGGGUUCAGGGGGUAGGGAAGGGCCGUAAAGCCGCAUCCGAAUUGGCUCCUCGAGGACGUCAUCCGGGAACGGAUCGUGCCGUGCGAGGGGAGGGGAGUGAUGUGGAUGAGGGUGAAGACGGCAACAGCCUUCGUCGACUACUUCAGCGGGCCUCCGCCGCGAAAUUGUGGCGACGGUCGUCUUCUCGCGAGAUGGAUGCCCCUGAGGGUGAAACCCCCCGCCAUUCCCAUGGGGUCCAGACGAAAGGGAUGGAUGCGUCCAUGGUUUUUUUGGCGAGGGCGCAGGUCGCGCAGCUUGCCUUUCUCGCCCAUGCGACCCUCAGUCGGUGCGUCGUGCCGCAACGCCUUUUGGUGAUCGACGAGGACCCGCAGAGGGGGUUACGUCUCUUCGGGGUUGACAGCACCGCGGCGGAGGACGUGCGGGAUAUCCUUUCCGCCGCCGACGACUCCCCGCCAGAAGAGAAGGCGUCGGUGUAUAAAAAAGCCCUGGCGUGGUGCGAUGACGGGAAUGGUGAGCAGACUGCGGAGGAAAUUCCGGCGAAGGAUGCGGUUUUGGCGCCAGCAAACCCUGGGGAUGGGAAUGGGUUGCUUGAGUUUCGUCUACCUGUUGAUGUUGCGCAGGCGCAUCGAUAUAGCGUCGUGGAGAUCCAACGACGGGAUGCCGCGAGCUAUCAUCUGCACGGUAGCAGCCCAAAUCCGAUGCUCGCGACCGAGUGGGCUUCGUUGUGCUCGAUGCUGGAGCGGCUGAUUACGCCAACCCUCCCAAAGUGGGUGCGGCGGAAGUCCGGAUUAGGUGGAGUCAUCGCGGGGACGAGUUUCAACGGUGGGAUGCUCAACCUCGCCGCUCGGGUAUCGCAGCGGAUGCCCAUCUCGCUCGAUCACCUCGAGGUCCAUGCGCAACAUCAUUUUUGCGGGCUGACGGAUGUUUUGUUGACCGCGAACUUUCCAAAUCCGCUGCUGGUGUUGCCUAGUGUAGCCCUCGCGGCGGCGUUGAUGCGGGCGCUGCAGACACCGCGUAUAUCUUACCUUCCGGAGCUUUCGAUCGCAGCGGCGCUGUUGACGCAGCCGUCCCUUUGGAUUUAUGAACGCCGGCGCACUGUUCGUGAAGCGCUCUCACGCUACGAGUACCAUCAGUCCAUGCAGCAUCGAUUCUUUCCUAGACCACAUAUUAAAAGUAAUCCAACAGCCGCACCAAAUGCGGUCUGGGGACCCCGAAAGAAGCUCUAG
Molecule: messenger RNA, 1794 nt
Organism: Phytomonas sp. EM1
Lineage: Eukaryota; Euglenozoa; Kinetoplastea; Trypanosomatida; Trypanosomatidae
Source: the annotation of a GenBank genome assembly